UUUCAAUAGAAUGUUGCGACAGUUUGUCAGCAUCCACUUGUUGUUUAAGCUUGAAGUCAAAACAGUUUCUCGCUCUACAAUUGACACCGUCUUUUUUUUUUGAUUAGUAAGAAUAUAUUACAAUUGACACCGUCUUUGCAGUCCUCUUCCCGAAUUCUAGAGAGCGUAAGAGAGACAGAUAGAGAGGCAGAGAAGAGGAGAAAUAUUCUUGAGUUGUAGCAUCUGGAAUGGAGUCGAUGGACUUUGAGGCAAGUUCUAGCAGUUCUCUGUACACUCCAUCCACGUCCCUUCCUCUUCCUGGUGGCGAAUACGAUGUCUUCUUAAGUUUCAGAGGCCCAGACACUCGUCUCACCUUCACCGAUUUCCUCUACACCUAUCUCGAAGACGUUGGAGUUCGAACCUUUCGAGACGAUAACGAGCUUCGCAGAGGAGAAGAGAUCGGACCAGAGCUCCUCAAAGCCAUCACUGAGUCGAAGAUCUCCAUCCCAAUUUUCUCCAGAAACUAUGCUUCCAGCAAAUGGUGCCUCCGCGAGCUCGCCCAAAUGGUGGAGUGCAGGAGAACAUUAGGGCAAUUGAUUUUACCCAUUUUCUACGAUGUGGAACCCUCGGAUGUGAAGCAUCAAUCUGGGUUUUAUGAGGAGGCGUUCCGCGAGCACGAGAGGUGUUUGGAUGACAGGACUGUUGGGAAAUGGAAGGAGGCAUUGAGAGAGGUUGGAGCACUCAAGGGCUGGGAAGUCAAGAAAGAAGCUGAUGGGUAUCAAGGAAAACUAAUAAAGACGAUUGUUCCAACAGUUUUGUUAGAGCUAAAGAAGAAUUACAUGGUUGUAACUGACAAAAUGGUUGGAAUCGAUCGUCAUGUGGAAGAAUUAAUGAGAUCAUUGAACAUUGUAUCCAAUGAUGUACGGAUUGUUGGAAUCCAUGGCAUGGGUGGUAUUGGCAAGACAACUAUUGCCAAAUACAUCUACAACAAGCUCCUUGAGUUCUUUCAAUGUGGUUGUUUCCUUGCAGAUGUUCGAGAAACAGUGCAACAACACAAAGGUUUUGUUAGUUUGCAAAAACAACUUCUUGCUGACACCCUAAAAUGGAGCCCUGAUGUUUGUGACGUUGAUAGUGGAACUAAUAUGAUCAAGCACAGAUUUUCUAGAAAAAAAGUUCUCAUUGUUCUUGAUGAUGUGGAUGAAAAAUCUCAAUUUGAUAGGCUUGUUGGAAAACGUGAUUGGUUUGGUUCAGGAAGUAGGAUCAUCGUUACAACUAGAAACAAACAUGUUUUAAAUGCACUUAAUGUGGAUGGGAGUUAUGAACCCCCAGAAAUGAAUGCUGAGCAGUCUCUUCAACUUUUCAGCAUACAUGCCUUCAGAAGGGAGCUUCCACCAAAAGAGUACGAUAGUUUCUCUAGAGAUAUUGCAUCCACUGCUGCAGGGCUUCCACUAGCUCUUGAAAUUAUAGGUUCAUUUUUAUCUGACAAGGAGAAAGUGGUAUGGGAAGAUACGUUGAAGAAGUUAAGGAAAAUACCAGACGAUGCAGUCCAGAAGAAGUUGAGAAUAAGUUAUGAAGCAUUGAAUUAUGAGCAACAACAGAUAUUUCUCGAUAUUGCAUGUCUUUUUAUAGGGAUGGAUAAAGCAACUGUAUUUCACAUGUGGGAUGACUGUGGCUAUUAUCCGCAUAAGGAAAUUAAUGUCCUUUGUCUAAUGUCUCUAGUAAAAAUGGAAGACGAUAAUGUAUUGAGGAUGCAUGAUCAGGUUAGAGAUCUUGGUAGGGAAAUUGUACGUCAGGAAAAUUUCAAGAAUCCGGAGAAGCGUAGUAGGUUGUGGAAUCAUGAGGAAGCCUUGGAAAUAUUGGAGGAACGGAGGGGAACUGAAGAAGUUGAAGCCUUGAGUCUUUGCUUUGAAUUAGGAUCUCAGAAGCCUUGCUUUACAAAUGAGGAUUUUGCAAGACUAGUGAAUCUCAGGUAUCUCCAACUGGAUUGCUCAGACCUUGUUGUGGAUUUUAGUCAUCUUCUGUCAAGGUUAAGAUGGCUCCGUUGGCGUAGUUGCCCUUUGCAAUUUAAGCCAACCAACUUUCAUAUAAAGAAUCUAGUCAUUCUUGAUCUAUCAGAUAGUGGCAUCACAGAAGACUGGGAGGGUUGGAACCAAAUCAAGGUGGCAAAUAAUUUAAAAGUUCUAGAACUUGCUAAUUGCGGCUUAAGGAGAACACCCAACUUUUCGACCCAUGCAACUUUAGAGAUAUUGGUUCUUCGAGGAUGUCAAAAAUUGGUUGAAAUUGAUUCAUCCAUUGGUCAUCUGAAGAAUUUGGAAGUGCUUGACAUUUCAAAUGCUCAAGUAAGGAAGUUACCUGAUGAAAUUUGGAUGUUAGAGAAGCUGGAAGUGAUAGAUGCCUCAAAAUGUCAUGACUUGGAGGGAGAUAUUCCUAGUAACAUUGGGAGACUUUCAUCUUUGAGAUUCUUGAACUUCUAUCAUACUGGAAUUCAAAGUCUACCAACAAGCAUUUGGAGGCUUUCUUGCCUCCAAACACUUGACUUAGGAUGCUGCGAAAAGUUUCAAUUUCUUCCAGAGCUUCCUUCAAGUUUAAAGAUCCUGAAUGUCACUUGUACAUUCCCAAAUCUCUCAGGUUUGAUUAAUUUACAGGAAUUGCAAUGCUUUGAGUGCCAUAAGGUUGUGGAGAUUCCUAGAGAUAUUGCAAAAUUAUCCAAAUUGGGGACAUUGAGAUUGGAGUCUAUGAAUAUUAGGUCUCUACCAGGAGAGCUUGCUGCACUUCCACAGCUCAAGGUACUCUAUGUACAAUUCUGUGCAAAUCUUCAAAGUAUCUCGGGGUUUCCCUCAACUCUGGUUGAGCUAUCUCUUGAUUGUUGUGGAUCAUUGGAAAGAUUACCAGAUCUGUCAAAUUUGAAAAGUUUGUUGGAAUUAACCCUUGCUGGGUGCGAUAAGCUGACAGAGGUUCAAGGGCUUGGAGAAUUAAAAUUAUUGACAAGUUUGGACAUAUCGGGUUGCGAUAAGCUAUCUAACCUUGAUUGGCUUGAACAGUUGACAUCGUUAACAUCCUUGGAGAUGCAUGAAUUCGAAUACCUUGAAAGGACACCAGAUCUGUCAAACUUAAAAAGGUUAAAAAGAUUAAAUACUUUUGAUUGUCAAAAACUUAUUGAGAUUCAAGGGCUUGACAAAUUGGAAUCACUGGAAGAAUUGAUUAUGAGUGGUUGCAAAUCCAUUGUAAGAUUACCCAAUCUCUCAAACUUAAAAAGGUUGGCACACUUGGAACUCGAUAAUUGCAAGAAAUCACGGAAGAUUGAGGGCCUUGGGGCUCUUGAAUCCUUGAAGAUGUUGGACGUGUCAGGUUGCACAUCACUGAGAAGCAUACCUAAUUUGCCAAACACACUUGUUUGGCGGUUCAAGGAUCCGGACUUUUGAAGAAUUAAAACCAUAAUAGUUUUGGACAAUUCUGGUGCAAGUGAAUUUAGAGACUAUUAGAUUUGUCAGACACAGUUCAAGUUAUGGCUGGAGAAGUUCAUGAAAUGCUCAAAUAUCAGUAAUCAGUAAUAUUAGCAACUAGCAAAACUCUUUAUGCUGAUAAGGAAGGAGUGGUCAUUUACGUCAAAUCAACCACCUAAAUAUUAGCCUUCUGAAGGAUCUCCCAAAUCAGCAUGGGUUAUUAGGAACAUGGUAAUUUUUCUCUGUACUUUGCCCUGAUGACUCAAUAGUGAAUAGUCUCGUGCAAUUAUAGAACAUUUGUAAUUCUACAGCAAUAUUACUCUCUUGGUCAUACACAAAUUUGCGACUCUCUCUCUCUUUCUUUUUGGUGUGUGCACCUGCAGGCGCUACAUGACUUCUGAGCCAAUCAUGGCAUUUAAUUAGAUUCUCUUAUGUUGACAUGAGUGGCGAAUGUGGAAGUUGAUGUUGCUGCUAUCAUUCCACUCUUCUGUCGCACGCGCAUUGGUGGUCGGUUGAGGUGAAAGUAUUGUGGAGAGGAGAUUCCUUGGACACACUCUGAUUUCAGAUUCAACUAUAUUUGCUUUGUUGAUCAUUGAGUUGACUACUGAUCAGUUGAAUGACACUUCUUCUGGACAUGGAACUCUGAAGCUAUUUAAGACUCAUCCGAAGGUGAAGGGUUGGUUCACUGGCCACAAGUAUCUCGAGAGGCCUUCCCAGAGGCAAUUAUCUGCAAUGAUUUCCAAAGGGACCGAACAGGCAUUGGCUGUCAGACCUCUUCUUCAUAGAUAAGGUUUCAACUGAAGAAGAGAGCCGCUGGGCAUGGUUUGAUACCGGCAAUAUCAACUCAUGACAGUGACGACUAACUCUGUCAAUUGCUCUCUGAUUGAUGGGAGAGAGUGUCCAUGAGUGUGAGUUUCCACUCUCAACAUCAUCUCUCCCAUCUGAGCGCAUUCUUUGGAAGCACCUGAGGUAAAGCUUGGUGAAGAGAGAUAAUUGCUUCAACCACAGCUAGUUGUUCAAGCCCAUUAACAACAGCUCGCUUGAAACUGUUGAUAGCAUCUACUACUACCAUAGUAGAAAAACCUCCAUUGGAUGAUUUGGACACUGGUGUUUUUUUUUUUUUCUGUGUUUUUUUUUUGGGUAAGUAAUUUGAACACCGGUGUUCUAGGGGUUUAAUGCAACUGCUCUUUACAUUA
This is a messenger RNA of Cornus florida, 4618 nucleotides long. Its product is annotated as disease resistance protein L6-like. The transcript has 6 exons. Gene Ontology annotation, molecular function: ADP binding. NCBI's taxonomy places the organism in Eukaryota, Viridiplantae, Streptophyta, Magnoliopsida, Cornales, Cornaceae. Gene Ontology annotation, biological process: signal transduction; defense response. Bases 228 to 3401 code for a protein of 1057 amino acids. The record is from RefSeq and is a predicted model, not a curated record.